AUGUCUACCACUCAAGUGAAGAAGCUGGAACUGCCUGCAUCCAAGGCGCAUGUCUUCUACCGCGAGGCUGGCUCCGAGUCAGCCCCGGUCAUCCUCCUUCUCCACGGCUUCCCUUCGUCCUCGCACCAGUAUCGCAACCUAAUUCCGAUCCUCGCUCCAAAGUAUAGGGUCAUUGCACCAGACCUUCCUGGUUUUGGUUUUACCGAACUUCCGGAAGGCUUUCAGUACACUUUUGAUGCACUGGCUGGUGUCAUUUCCGAGUUCCUCGAGGUACUAUCCAUCAAGAAGUACUCUAUUUUCAUAUUCGACUACGGCUCCCCGGUUGGCUUGCGCCUAGCUCUUAAGAACCCUGAUGCUGUACAGUCGAUCAUCACGCAGAAUGGCAACGCCUACGAAGCCGGCCUUGGUGAAUUCUGGGACCAGAUUCGGGAGCUCUGGACCAGCAACAACGAUCCAGCCGUUAGGUCAAAGCUAGCAGCCGGGCUACUAAGCCUUGAGGCCACAAAAUGGCAGUACGAAGAAGGAACGACAGGCCUUGUGGCACCGGAGUCUUACUCCUUGGAUUAUGCGCUGCUUCAACGACCUGGAAACGCGGAGAUUCAACUCGACCUGUUCUGGGACUAUCGGAACAACCUCACGCUGUACCCCAAGUUUCAUGAAUACUUUCGAUCUUCGCAGGUCCCGUUGCUGGCUGCGUGGGGGAAGCACGAUCAGAUCUUCAUUCCUGCCGGAGCAGAAGCAUUCGAGAAGGACUUGCCCAAGGCAGAGGUGCAUCUCCUGGACGCGGGUCACUUUGCCAUCGAAACUGAGACUAAAGAGAUUGGCGGGUUGAUCUUGGACUUUUUGGCUCGUAAUGGGAUUUGA
Molecule: messenger RNA, 864 nt
Organism: Aspergillus calidoustus
Lineage: Eukaryota; Fungi; Ascomycota; Eurotiomycetes; Eurotiales; Aspergillaceae
Source: the annotation of a GenBank genome assembly